AUGAAUGAGAGAGUUGGGCCCUAUGUUCCACCUAGUAAUAGAGAAUUUGGUAAUAGAGAAGGUGGUACUAGCAUGACUCGCAUUAAAGAUAUGAUGCAGAAGACGAUGAAGAGGUUUGAUGCAACUAAUGAAAAUGUGAAAGAGAUGCGUAAUGAUUUGUCUGGGAUUGGUCAGAAAGUUGAUGCCCAUGCAGUGUCGAUCAAGCAACUUGAGCAGCAGUUUUUCACUGCUUGCGAAGGAAAACAAAUUAUUGAUCCCCCGCCAUCUGAGGUUGAAAGAGUGGUAGAAAAGGAUGAGGAUGAGAUUAAGGUUAGUGAAGAUCCAAAAAUUGACACAGAGAAGGAAGCGGAGGUGACCCAAAAAGUUGUUCCCAUGUCUAGACCUCCACCUCCAUUCCCACAUAGAUUAGUGAAAAAGACUGAAGAGGGAAAAUAUUGCAGAUUCAUAUCUAUGUUGAAGCAACUGUCCGUAAAUGUCCCAUUGAUAGAAGGUUUGGAGCAAAUGCCAGGGUCUGUUAAAUUCAUGAAAGACUUGGUGACCAAAAAAAGGGUUGUUAGUUUUGAGAAUGAUGAGAGGGUGCAACAUUGUAGUGUUAUUGCUACUAGGUCACUUGUGCAAAAGAAAGAGGAUCUUGGAGCUUUCACUAUUCCUUGUACCAUUGGGAUUCUACACUUUGCAAAAGCUUUGUGUGAUUUGGGUGCCAACAUUAAUUUGAUGUCAUUGUCCAUUUAUAAGAAGUUGGGUUUAGGGGCUCCAAAGCCGACUGUGAUGCUUUUACUUAUGGCCGAUAGAACUGUGAAGAGGCCCAUUGGAGUGAUCCAAGAUGUCCUUGUGAAAGAACUCAAGGCUCUACCAUUUCACUUAAGGUAUGCAUUCUUGGGGAAAGAUAGCACGUUGCAUGUGAUCAUUGUUGCUGACUUGAGUGAAGGGAAAAUAGAGGCCUUGGUAUCGGUACUGAAGCGGUUUAAGAGGGAUAUUGGAUGGACUAUUACAUACAUUAUUGGGAUUCCUCCUGGCAUUUGUUCUCACAAAAUUCAACUCAUGUCGGAUAGCAAGCCAAGUAUUGAGCACCAAAGGAGACUUAAUCCCCAUAUGCAAGAGUAUGUUUCAAAGAAAGAAGGGAUCACUGUGGUUCCUAAUGCUAAAAAUGAAUUUGUUCCUAUGAGGCCAGUGACUGGGUGGAGAGUGUGUAUGGACUACCGCAAUCUAAAUGCAUGGACGGAGAAAGAUCACUUUCCAAUGCCUUUUAUGGAUCAGAUGCUGGAUCAUCUCACAGCUUCAUCCACAUUUUUGAAGUUUGAUUCACAUUUGCGAUAUUUCAACUUUUCUGUCAAUCUUCACAAUUGUGAGGUUCAAGGAUUUGCUAUUGCGAGCCACAAUCUCAAUUGCAACAUUGGAGAGUUGUCUUUUCGCUAA
This is a messenger RNA of Solanum stenotomum, 1416 nucleotides long. RefSeq lists its product as uncharacterized. Lineage: Eukaryota; Viridiplantae; Streptophyta; Magnoliopsida; Solanales; Solanaceae. The record is from RefSeq and is a predicted model, not a curated record. Bases 1 to 1416 code for a protein of 471 amino acids. The transcript is spliced from 6 exons.